UAGACUAGAAAUAUACUGACGGUGCCGCUUAGGCGUCCUUUUCUCUCAGUUCAGCUCACUUGGGUGCAGCAGACUGUAAUUGUGUAAGCUAGGUGAAGUUUUAUUAAUUUGGUCAGCCCAGCUCGCAGCUGCUCGAAUCUUGCCAAUGGAAUAAAUGAGUUAUCAUGUCAGGAAUGAAAAAUGCUACCAUUGAGACAAAUAAUGAUACAAACGAGAGUGCCAUGCUGAGAAAAAACAUGUUGCCUUUGGAUAUUCUCCUUGGAAAGAAUGUCAAAACAUGGCAUCAACUGAAGGAAGCAGUUGGAAUUGCAGGGGACAGUGACAUGCUCAUUAGGCUGAUGUCAUUCUUUGUUGAUGCUCAGGGCAUCGACCUGAGCGAAUCACCAUCAGUCCAGCCUGAUGUGGAACCGGCGCGGGAGCCGGAGCCGGAGCCGGAGCCAGUCGGCGCCAGCUCCUUCAUCGUGAUCCACCGGGCGGAUCAGAUGCACAGAGGCGGGGACGCCCAGAUGAGAGUGGCGGCCCGAAAACUCCAGAUCAAAAACGAAGACGGGCUCGACGUGUGGCGGCCCGGAGACGACGACUACAUGGCUCCUCUGCAGUACGAACGGAAGCCGCGCCAGCGGAGGCCGGGCGCCGCGCCCCGGCUCCGGGGGAGUGCUCAAGGCCCAGACACCGUGUUCGUGGCCGGUGUCACCGACGCGGUGGCACACGCCGCCCUGGACGGUAUGCUGUGGCGCGAGGCCGUGUUCCGCGGCCGGCCCAUGCCGCUCGACGACGUCCGCCUUCUGGUCCGGUGA
This is a messenger RNA of Pollicipes pollicipes, 797 nucleotides long. RefSeq lists its product as uncharacterized. The transcript is spliced from 7 exons. The coding region runs from base 165 to 797 and encodes 210 amino acids. The record is from RefSeq and is a predicted model, not a curated record. Lineage: Eukaryota; Metazoa; Arthropoda; Thecostraca; Pollicipedomorpha; Pollicipedidae.